Molecule: messenger RNA, 1099 nt
Organism: Frankliniella occidentalis (western flower thrips)
Lineage: Eukaryota; Metazoa; Arthropoda; Insecta; Thysanoptera; Thripidae
Product: zinc carboxypeptidase-like
Exons: 5
Coding region: 74-994 (306 amino acids)
Biological process (GO): proteolysis
Molecular function (GO): zinc ion binding; metallocarboxypeptidase activity
Source: RefSeq, a predicted model, not a curated record
GAAUCUGAGAAAAGCGGACGCACUUUAUGGACAAUCCCUUAUCUGGGGUGCCUUGACCCGCCCACUCCCAUCCAUGGCCGCAGGCAUGCACGCGCAGGAGUGGAUCACGACCAGCUCGGCGUGCUGGAUCGUGCACCAGCUUCUGCACGGCUGCGGCCCGUCGGGGACGGCGCCGACGACGGGGUCGAAGCCGGCAUCGCCUGCCUCCUGGAGACAGCGGACCGCCGAGCACUUCGAGUGGCACGUGUUCCCAAACGUGAACCCGGACGGCUACGAGUACUCGUUCAUGACGGUACAGGAGAACUGCCAAACCGCACCCCCAACAGAUGCCGGGGUAUACUCUACCACCAGAGUCCUCCGUGAUUACCCCCACCUCACUCACCUCACAGCGGGCAGCUCCACGACGCGCCACCCCUGCGCGCGGAACUUCCCCGGGCGCGCGCCGCUGAGCGAACCGGAGACGCGCGCGCUGGCCGACUACGUGCGCGCGCUUCGCCCCUCCCUCAAGGUGUACAUCAGCCUGCACUCGUCCAAGCAGAUGAUCCUCUUCCCGUGGGGAUGCUGCACGGAGCCGAGCGCCGACCACGACGAGUUGAUGGAGAUAGGCACUCGGGCGGCCAACGCUUUGGAGCGCGUACACGGCACUAAAUUCGUAGUCGGUCCAAUUUCAACAACCAUCUACAUGGCCCCCGGCAACAGCGUCGACUGGGCCUACUCCAUCGGCAUCAAGUACGCCUUCGCCAUGGAGCUGCGCAACCCCGUCCAGGCGGAGCGCUACGUCCGCGCGUCGGCCAUCGUCGACACCGGGGAGGAGACAUUCGAGGCCAUCAUCACCAUCCUGGCGGAGGUGGCGGGGAGGCUCGGCAGUGGCGGCGGCCAGCCCUCGGGCCAGCCCCAGCAGCGCGCCCCGCGCCCUCAACGCCCGCGAGCUCCGAAGCCAUCGCGCAGGCGGAAGCUGCACGCCAACGGCUCCACUAACGUCACGGUGGGUUGAACUGCUGCGGUCCUGUGAAGAGACUCCAAGAAAAUAAGAAAACCUCACAAGGAUGCCCAAGUAUUACUCUCCUGUCUCUUGUCGAAGGUACUUCGUAUAUUAAUU